This is a messenger RNA of Meyerozyma guilliermondii ATCC 6260, 276 nucleotides long. RefSeq lists its product as uncharacterized. NCBI's taxonomy places the organism in Eukaryota, Fungi, Ascomycota, Pichiomycetes, Serinales, Debaryomycetaceae. The record is from RefSeq and is a predicted model, not a curated record. The transcript has a single exon. The coding region runs from base 1 to 276 and encodes 91 amino acids.
AUGCGAUCCCUUCCCCAGCCAAGACUCACGCUUCUGCGACGCUGGAAACGCUUUCAAAGAGCUUUAUUAGAUCUUCUCUUGCGUGGCUCAGUUCAUGAUCCUGGUGCCUUUAUCCCACACCCAAACACCACACAUUCCACUAUUAUCAAGCAAGCAUGGUUUACUCGCCGGUUACGCCACGCCCGUCGAGCCAGCACUCUCCAGAAGGGAAUUGAUUCGGCAUUCAAGUGGCCGAUCCAUCGUAGUCGUGUAAAAGUUACACUAGGGUUUUGGUGA